Molecule: messenger RNA, 5657 nt
Organism: Cololabis saira (Pacific saury)
Lineage: Eukaryota; Metazoa; Chordata; Actinopteri; Beloniformes; Belonidae
Product: E3 ubiquitin-protein ligase CBL-like
Exons: 15
Coding region: 274-2883 (869 amino acids)
Biological process (GO): cell surface receptor signaling pathway; negative regulation of epidermal growth factor-activated receptor activity
Cellular component (GO): plasma membrane; membrane raft
Molecular function (GO): calcium ion binding; phosphotyrosine residue binding; receptor tyrosine kinase binding
Source: RefSeq, a predicted model, not a curated record
UUGGCUGAUCUGUUGCUCGACCUGUUUGUUAAUCUCUCCGUGUGCUUUAUUAAAACACCAGGGCUGGUUUUCUCAGCGAGGCUCAGCCCGCCGGCACCGGGACAGCAGACGGCUCGGGCAGACCCGGCGAUGCCUGCCCCGGAACCGCAGCGGGAGCCAGUAAUGUAGCUCGGCGGCCAUCGGGGUUCCUUCUUUUUUUUUUUUUGUUUUUUUUUUCUUUUUUUGUUCCCCUCGGACAGAACCAGCCCUCCCCUCAGAACCAGCAGCGGGGCCAUGGCCGGGAACGCGCGGCGCGGCGCCGGGCUGAUCGGCCUGAUGAAGGACGCCUUCCAGCCGCACCAGCAGCCGCCGCACCAGCACCAGCCCAGCCCGGUGGACAAGAAGAUGGUGGAGAAGUGCUGGAAACUCAUGGACAAGGUGGUGCGUUUGUGCCAGAACCCCAAGGUGGCGCUGAAGAACAGCCCUCCCUACAUCCUGGACCUGCUGCCGGAUACCUACCAGCACCUGCGCACCAUCCUGUCUCGGUACGAGGGCAAGAUGGAGAUCCUGGGGGAGAACGAGUACUUCCGCGUGGUCAUCGACAACUUGACCAACAAGACCAAGCAGACCAUGAGCCUCUUCAAGGAGACCAAGGAGAGGAUGUUUGAGGAGAACUCCCAGCCCAGGCGUAACCUCACGAAGCUGUCGCUCAUCUUCAGUCACAUGCUCGCGGAGCUGAAGGCCGUCUUCCCCAACGGCCUUUUUCAGGGCGACAACUUCAGGAUCACCAAAGCUGACGCGGCUGAAUUUUGGAGAAGGUCCUUUGGGGACAAGACCAUCGUACCUUGGAGGACAUUUCGUCAGGCUCUGCACGAGUUUCACCCCAUCAGUUCGGGUCUGGAGGCCAUGGCGCUCAAAUCCACCAUCGACCUCACCUGCAACGACUACAUCUCCGUGUUUGAGUUUGACAUCUUCACCAGACUCUUCCAGCCGUGGUCGUCUCUGCUCAGGAACUGGAACAGUCUGGCCGUCACGCAUCCAGGCUACAUGGCCUUCUUGACCUACGACGAGGUCAAGGCUCGGCUGCACCGGUUCAUCCACAAACCCGGCAGCUACAUCUUCAGGCUGAGCUGCACUCGUCUGGGCCAGUGGGCCAUCGGCUACGUGACGGCCGACGGGAACAUCCUGCAGACCAUCCCCCACAACAAACCCCUCUUCCAAGCCCUCAUCGAUGGAUAUAGAGAGGGAUUCUACCUUUUCCCGGACGGCCGAGCGCAGAACCCGGACCUCACAGGGCUGUGUGAACCUUCUCCCCAGGACCACAUCAAAGUCACUCAGGAGCAGUACGAGCUCUACUGUGAGAUGGGCUCCACGUUCCAGCUCUGCAAGAUCUGCGCAGAGAACGACAAGGACGUGAAGAUCGAGCCCUGCAGACACCUGAUGUGCACCUCCUGCCUGACGGCCUGGCAGGAGUCGGAGGGUCAGGGCUGCCCGUUUUGCCGCUGUGAGAUUAAAGGCACGGAGCCCAUCGUGGUGGAUCCCUUCCACCCGAAAGCUGGCGGAGCUUCGUUCGCCGGCUUUCAGGCCUCCAGCCGAGCAGAAGCUGCCGCCAACGAGGACGAAGAGGACGACCGGCUGGAAGACCAGCACCUCGUCAUGAGCAGACUCGCUUGUCGCAAGGUGGAGCGGCCAGCGUCUCCGGUGUCUCAGCUGCCUCCGGUUCCUCCACGGCUGGACCUCCUGCAGCAGAGAUCCUCCAGCUCCCACGCUGCCCUGGGGCCGGGGGCCACGGCCAAGAUCCCGGCCACUCACAGAGACAAGCCUCUACCUCCUCCUCCAGCCCUCAGAGAGCUGCCGCCCCCCCCGCCCCCGGAGCGCCCUCCCCUGGUGGGCCAGGAGUCCUCCAGGCUCCAGAGGAGGCCGCUGCCCUCCACCCCCGACCAGCCCGCCUGGGCGUCCAACUACAUGGUCCCCAGACCUGCAACGAAAGCCCCGGUGGCGGCGGUGGUGGCGGCGGCGUCCUCCAGCGCUCUGAGCAACGGCACCAACGGAGAAGGAAGCAAAACCCACCACGCAGCCACCAACGCCGUCUACUGUCUGGCUGCCAGGUCUCUGUCGGUGGUUUCCGGAGGAGAAAAACCAUCAUCUGACUCUGAGGAAAACGAGUACAUGAGUCCCACCUCCCUCCCCGUUUCCGGCGUCCAGUGGGUCAUAACGGGCUCUUUGGUUCCUCCCGCGCCACAGACCAACAACCAGAGCGACGUCAGCAGCGAGCCGGGCGACGGCGACAGCGACACCGAGGACCCCCAAGUGUACGAGUCCAUGUGCAUCAUCCAGGCUCAGGCCGGCGGCUCGGAGGCGGCGCCGGCGGCCGACACCGAGCAACAUCCAGCUGUGGUCUCCCAGGACAAGAAGGAGGACACGAGUGCGGAGGACAUUUACGACUGUCCCCGGCCCGUCGUCCCCCCCGCCCCCACCAGAAGAACCGUAUCAGAGAUCAGCGGUCCCGCCGCCGCCUUCAGCACCCUCAGCAUCGACGCGCCACUGGACACCAGUGCCUUUGCAGCAGGAGUGGAGCCUGAGCGCCCCCCCAAACCGCUCCCACGUCGAGCCAACUCGGACCGGCGGCCUCGACCGUUCAACCGCGAGUUCUCUGCUCCCUUGCCCGAGCUCCCCGGUCCCUCCUCGGCCUCGUGUCCCCCUGCUCCUCCUCCUCCUCCUCCUCCUCCCAGCGGCCCGGGGAGCCUGGCCCUGAACGGGGAGAUCGAGUGCCUGAUGUCCCAGGGCUACUCCAUCCAGGACAUCCAGAAGGCCCUGAUGAUCGCCCAGAACAACCUGGAGACGGCCAAGAACAUCCUGCGCGAGUUCGUCUCCAUCCCCUCCGCGGCGCACAUCGCCACAUAGUCGCUCCGGUCCGGCUCGUCGUCCGCGCCGCCGCUCCGUGCCGUUGCCAUGGACACCUCUGCCGAGCACUUUCCUGCAGUUCUGCGUUCAGAAGACAAACAUCCAAAGUCAGUUGUGGCUAUGUGUCGGGUAUUAUUUACUUUCCAAGGUUUUAGUUGGACUACUUUGGAGCCAGUGCCAAGUAACCGCCCCGGAGGUUGGAGGUUCAGCCAGAAGGACCAGAGGGACGUUGGCGUCCGCCGGUUCAUGCAUGACAGAAGCUUUGACUGCUGGAGCGUCUCCCUCCAGUCCCGCUGUCCGCGGCUCCUCCGGGCUUCCUGGGUUGAUUCUGGCGUACAAAGUUUAGUCGGACGUUAGCCGAGCUCUGUGGCGUCUGUGGCGUUUGGGUCCAGUAUGGCGUUGCUUGGCGUCGUUGCAUCGCUGUGGUUGGCUCCUCCGUGUUCAGCUGUGCUCUCAUGGUGUUCAUCGAUGUUUGUUGUGCUAACAAUAACUGAGCUAGAGUUGUUUUUCUUCUAAUUUCAUCAUUUCCUGUGUGAGGGUGUGGUCAGGGCGGCUUUAGGCGACGCCCACACCAAACCCCACACGUCUACUUGCUCUAAUGUGAAGCUAACGGUGAGUUUUCAGGUGAUCGUGCAUCUUUACUUUCCAAACAUUGUUUACGUCACUACCCUUCAUACCCCCACGUUCAUUUGGUUGCUAGGCGACCUGUCCACCAGGGUGACGGGUCGACUACCGAUACCAACAAACAUGGCGGCUGGAUUUUAUUUGCGCUCGUAAUAAACUGAAGGAAACAAACGCAGCUGUGCGGACGGACCGCUACAACUUAAUGUUCAAAUGUUCACAUUAACAAAUCAUGAAGAAGAAGCUCCUCGACCUGAGAAACUCACCCUUCAUGAGAUGCCCCGCCUCCUGUCAGUGAUUGAUCAUGUUUGUUCUGGCUGUUUUCAGUUAUAACGGUGAACGAGGAUCAUGUUUUUAUUGUUUUUUUUUUUACUAAAGUGUACUUAUGAGAUGGGCAGCUGGUGUAUGAAGGGGAGACGGUAGAAUUACUUACCCUACCUUUAACUCCACAUCUGAGCUGCAGCUACAUGUGCGGGAGGAGGAGCCGGCUGUUGCUUCCUGUGGCGUUUUCAGCCCGUUUUCACUGGUCUGCAAGUCCACGGAGCAAAAGUGUCAGUCGUUGGUGUUUCUGGUGUAAUGAGGACGGAGAUCUGGGAGGUUCCAGUGUGGAUGAGGACCAGUGUCGUUUAGCAAUGAACUUGAAGUAGUGCGGGCGGGGCCUGAGUCUAAAACGAUUCCUAAAAGGUAAACCAGGUCAGCAAGUCACAACAGUCUCAGACCUGGGCCCGUGUUCCUCUUCUCAGCUAUGAAUCCUGGGAAAACUUGAGGACCCGGCCGGCUCUUCAGACCGUUCUGACUGGACGUUAAUCUGUUCCACUUCUGCGUUCUAAUAACUCUCCUCGCAGCAGCUAACUUCACGGCCAUCUUCAGAUAUUUACAGACAAACCCAGAAACGUUCACGUCUGCAGAAGGAAGAUGAACGUUUGAACUUUUACUUUGAAUUUGAGAUCUGUGUUGGAGCCAAACGGGCGUCUCAGGGAGGGAAACCGAGCUGGUCGUUGCAGAUUCACCCCUCAAACAUUCCACAAACGUUUGAAUUAAGAUGUUUUAGAUGAUGAAACGGAGACGUUUCCGUUACAUGAACAGUAUCUGGAGCCACCAGAAGAUCAGUCAGUCCUCAGUUACAGCAAAAUGAAAAUCUCCUUGAUUAAGAAUUGUAAUCAGACUCAAAUAUUCACUGGUGUGAUGAUGUUGGAGGUUUUACUCACAGAGUUGAGUUCCUAAAGUCACAAAUCUCCAAAAUUAUAAAAUUAAUUCAGACUUUUUGUGUUUUCUACAGUUAAUAAAAUUACAGAUUCAUAUGUAUUUCAUAAACGAAAUCCGGUUAUGAAAUAUGAAAUAUAUUAUUUGAUCAUGCUCAGCAAAUAUUGGUGUUGACUCACAAGGAUUAAUUAACACUGUUUGUUUGGCGACUUCAAGUUCAAAUCUGACCUGUUUUGUUGAACUAAUCCACAUAUUAGAUGUUAAACUCUUCAACCCUGAACUUGAUGACAAGCAAUGAAAUCAUCGCUUUAAAAACAGAAACCUUUUCCCUGCAUUCAUCUACUUCCUCCAAAUAAUCGUAUAAAUCCCCGUCUGAACGGACCAGAACUAAAACUCUUAUAGUAUUUAACGCCGAGCGCGGUGGCGCUUUCUGCUGGACAAACAUUGUAACUACCAGAGUUGUUGCAGACACGUUUGUCUCAGUAGCUCUGGUUGUAAAGAAAAGAUCUCAUCCUACUGGUUUGACUCGUUUAUUUUAUUUCUUUAAACAUCAACAUGUGUAAAAGGAUUCUACGAUCUCAGACUAAAACUCCUGCGGUUGUGAUGAUGCACCUGCAGUCGCUAAAACAUCUGUAAAAACACUUGGCUAGAAACGUGUCUCACUUCUGGACUGAAGUCUGCGGGACAAACUUUCCUCCACGUUGACUCAUCGCCGUGUUUCCUUCAGACUCGCCGGUAAACUCUUCACAUCCAGUAACUAACCGUCUCUGUUGGUUAAUCUUCUCAGCUAGCCUUCUCAACACAAACUAACUUAAGAGUUCAUUGCUUUGUUAUUGCCUGUGUAGAUAUGAAUUUAUUUAUUGUCUUUUUAAUAUCCUCUGCAUUCAUUGUGCUGCCAUGUUUUCAUGCCUAAGCCAUUAAGAUUUUUAAUUAAACUGUAUUUUCUUUAA